Molecule: messenger RNA, 2584 nt
Organism: Zea mays
Lineage: Eukaryota; Viridiplantae; Streptophyta; Magnoliopsida; Poales; Poaceae
Exons: 20
Coding region: 136-1941 (601 amino acids)
Biological process (GO): pyrimidine nucleobase biosynthetic process; CTP biosynthetic process
Molecular function (GO): CTP synthase activity; identical protein binding
Source: RefSeq, a predicted model, not a curated record
UAGCUGAUGGCGUGUCUAUAUAUCUACGUGUUUGUGUGUGACUGUGUGCAGUUUUGAACCUAAAGCGGCCAAGCCCAGACGAUUCACAAAGGCAAGUCUGGAAAAAAUGUUGAAUUGAGGGAUUUGGGCGUAUAAAUGGCCCCCUCCCUUUCCAAACCCCUCCUCCGUCUAUCCCCACAGCCGCCUUGCCUCCAUUGUCUCUCCACUCCCUUCUCUUCCCUCUCACCUCCUAAAACCUCCAUUGCCCGCGCGCACGAGCGCCCGCGUCGAGGACUCCAGCUCGUGUGUCCGUGCGAACGCGCGGUUUUCUUGUCACGAACUGUCGCUCCGGUCAGGGGAUUGAGGAGGUGGGGCGGCGGCGGCGGAUUUGUCGGGCCCGAGAUUCCCGGACAAGGAGAAAUGAAGUACGUCCUUGUCACCGGCGGGGUAGUGAGCGGCCUGGGCAAGGGCGUUACAGCCAGCAGCAUCGGCGUCGUCCUGAAGGCGUGCGGCCUCCGCAUUACGUCCAUUAAGAUUGAUCCUUAUCUUAACACUGAUGCUGGGACUAUGUCUCCAUUCGAACAUGGUGAAGUGUUCGUACUGGAUGAUGGUGGCGAGGUGGACUUGGAUCUUGGUAAUUACGAGAGAUUUUUGGACAUUAAACUUACUCGGGACAAUAAUAUAACCACUGGAAAGAUCUAUCAGUCUGUAAUUGACAAGGAGAGGAAAGGGGAAUAUUUGGGAAAGACUGUCCAGGUUGUGCCACACAUCACAAAUGCCAUACAGGAGUGGAUCGAGCGUGUUGCUAAGAUACCAGUUGAUGGCAAGGAGGGACCUGCUGAUGUCUGUGUGAUAGAAUUGGGGGGCACUAUAGGUGAUAUUGAAUCUAUGCCAUUUAUUGAAGCUUUGGGUCAGUUCUCUUAUCGUGUUGGUCCUGGCAACUUCUGCCUGGUGCACGUCAGUCUAGUUCCAGUUUUGAAUGUUGUUGGUGAACAGAAAACAAAGCCAACCCAGCAUAGUGUACGUGGUUUGAGGGGACUCGGGCUCACCCCAAAUAUUUUAGCUUGUCGCAGUACUAAGGAAUUAGAGGAAAAUGUGAAGGAGAAACUCUCCCAGUUUUGCCAUGUUCCGGCAGCAAAUAUUAUCACUUUGUAUGAUGUUUCCAAUAUCUGGCGCAUUCCUUUGUUGCUACAUGAACAAAAGGCUCAUGAGGCUAUUCUUAAAGUUCUGAAUCUGGAAAGGAUGGACAGCAUCGCUCGAGAGCCAAAGUUAGACGAAUGGAUUGCAAGAGCUACUAUAUUUGAUACCCUUCAUGACACUGUGAGGAUUGCUAUGGUUGGGAAGUACACUGGCUUAUCAGAUUCAUACCUCUCUGUGUUGAAAGCCCUCUUGCAUGCAUCUGUUGAUUGCCACAGGAAGCUUGUUGUUGAUUGGGUUGCUUCAACGGAUCUUGAGGACUCCACUGCAAUUGAGGCACCUGAUUCAUAUAAAACUGCGUGGAAUUUACUGAAGGGGGCAGGUGGAAUUUUGGUACCUGGUGGCUUUGGUGACAGAGGUGUUCAAGGGAAAAUUUUGGCUGCUAAGUAUGCCCGUGAAAAAAAUGUCCCAUAUCUUGGUAUAUGUCUUGGGAUGCAGAUCGCUGUGGUGGAGUAUGCUCGUCAUGUCAUGAAUCUUACUGAUGCGAACAGCACUGAAUUUGAUCCAAAUACCAAGACCCCUUGUGUUAUUUUUAUGCCUGAGGGUUCCAAAACACACAUGGGUGCGACAAUGCGAUUAGGAUCAAGGAGGACAUUUUUCAAGAUUGCUGAUUGCAAGUCUUCUAAAUUGUAUGGCAAUGUCACUUAUGUUGAUGAAAGGCAUCGGCACAGAUAUGAGGUGAACCCUGAUAUGGUUCCAGAGUUCGAAAAUGCUGGACUUCAGUUUGUUGGCAAAGAUGAUACUGGAAGGAGGAUGGAGGGCUAAUUGCGGCUGCAUCUGGACAGUUGGAUAGGGUCCUGCAAGACCGCUGCACUGGUCAUGCUGUUUCAGAGAAACAUGUUCUGAGCAACGGCUCAUAUACACCCGCAAUACACCAAAAUGGGCACCCAAAGAAGCUCCCAAAUGGUCUAUCAAACGGAACAUACUAUGGCAAUGGCAAUGGCGUGCAUGCUUAGGAGCAUCAGUGGAUGGAUCGAGGAUUUGCAACUUUUUGCUUACAGAUUUGCGAUUCCUAAUGCAUCAGUUUUGUCGUGGCUGGCUUGACUGACUACCAUCAUGGUCGCUCGAGAAACAAAAAGUUCCUGUGCUCGAUGUGGACUGUCUGGUAGGGAUAGUGCUCGUUCGGUGGUUUCUAGCGAAGCGCGAGAUAGUGGUUUCUGUGUUCGCCGAUCUCUACCCUCUUCUGUAAGCAAAUGGAGCAGAUUUGGGUCAGAAGAGUUUACAUGCUGUACAUCCUAAAGAAAAGCUGAAUGUUUUGGUUGCUCAAAUUAGGUUUUCAGUGAGGUCUAGAGCUGAUGCUUAGAAAUGCGCAGCAGUGCAAGAGAGUAUUUCGAAAUUAAGCAAGUCUGUAUUUUGAAUUUGGAUACUUUUUUUUGUGCUUGUGCGCAAAUAAGUUGAUGCCCUGCUU